Molecule: messenger RNA, 1265 nt
Organism: Sesamum indicum (sesame)
Lineage: Eukaryota; Viridiplantae; Streptophyta; Magnoliopsida; Lamiales; Pedaliaceae
Product: protein IQ-DOMAIN 19
Molecular function (GO): protein binding
Source: RefSeq, a predicted model, not a curated record
CGGGGGCCGUCGUGAUUCAGCUGGCGGCUGCCGCCUCCGGGAGGACCAGUGCAGCGGAGGAAGCUGCUGCCGUCAAGAUUCAGUCCGUUUUUCGGGCGCAUUUGGCAAGAAAAGCUUUGAAUGCUUUGAAAGGACUAGUGAAGCUGCAGGCAUUAGUUAGAGGGCAUUUGGUGAGAAGACAGGCAACUGCAACACUGCGGUGCAUGCAGGCACUACUGAGCGUUCAGGCUCGAGCUCGAGCUCGACGGCUGUUAAUGGCCGAGGAAACUAAGUCCGUUGCCCAAAAACAAUCUACUCUUAGGAGACCUUCACAGGAAAAUAAGUCCAGAAACUUUAAUCAAGAGUUUGACAGGGGACAUGAAGACGACAUCAAGAUUGUAGAGAUGGAUCCUGGCAACAAUAAGCCGGUUGCGAGAGCUAGAAACAGUCACUCAAACUACACACAACUCGACAAAUUUGAGCAGAGAACGUCCACGCACAGCACGCCCGUCAAGCAAGAAUAUCAGCAACUCUCACCAUUAACUGAUAUGACUCCAAGAACGUGCAGCAACCAUUUCGAUGAGUAUUUGUGUAGUGCAGCACUGAGUAGCCCACAAUGCUGCUCAGCUGUAUCCAAGCCCGAUCAAGCAAUGCUCCAGACGUUUUCCUAUCCACGGUUGGAAUACGCAGAAUCCCUUUACAACGAGUACCCAUUCUACCCCAACUACAUGGCCAACACCAAGUCAUCAAGGGCUAAACUCCGCUCCCAUAGUGCCCCAAAGCAACGGCCUGUUGAGAUGUUUGAGCGGCAGACAAGCAGGCGGAGGGCUUCCAUGGAAGGCAGGAACUUCCCCAAGGCUGUCAAGAUGCAGAGAUCUUCGUCCCAUGUCGGUUCAACGGGUCAAAACUAUCAGUAUCCGUGGUCGGUUAAGCUUGACAGAUCAACGGUUUCGCUUCAGGGCAGCGAGUGUGGAUCGACUAGCACUGUGCUUACUACCAACACUACAGGCACUAACUUCUGGCGGUUCAAUCAUAAAUAAAACUACGAGAGAAACGAUCAAAGUCCCUACAACUCAUAAAAUCAAGAACUUGGUGUAACAUUUGUUUUGUUCUUGGCUUGAUGUUGUUUAUUUGGUGGAGCAAUGUUUUUGGAGCUCUUUGUAUGUAGUUUUAUUCUAAGUUGUUGGUUUCAUGUUUGUUGCUCAUUUAGGCUGCAGCCUUUGAGGCAUAAUUUUGCAAGGCAACUAGACUCAACUCACAGUUGAAAAUAUAUUUGUUUUCAUUUU